Molecule: messenger RNA, 1153 nt
Organism: Phytophthora nicotianae INRA-310
Lineage: Eukaryota; Oomycota; Peronosporomycetes; Peronosporales; Peronosporaceae
Exons: 2
Coding region: 271-660 (129 amino acids)
Source: RefSeq, a predicted model, not a curated record
AUUAUUAAUAAUUGCCGACAUUGCAUGAGCAGGCAAUUGAGACAGCUAGACACCGCGUCGACGCGUCUGGCGUACAUGGACAUUAUUGGUGGACCACGAGGGUAAUAACCGCUGAUGUAGCAUCAACACUAACGGUGUUUCGAAGACUACCCAAGUCACUUGAGCCACUUCCAAGUCGAGCAUUGCGAUCCUGCCUCAAAGGUUGCAAGCACUUCAAAGAUCUUCUUUCGCGUCCAGCGUGGCGACUAGCCCUUUGGACAAGCCACGCAGAUGGAAUCGCUCUCGUCGCUCCCAGCCACAAAUACCAUCGGCGGCACCGCCAUCCUGGCGUCCAAGCCCAGGUUUGAAAUCCACCACGCCGCAGCGGGAGCAACAUGUUGCCUUGCCGCACUUCAAAGGCUCGUCCGAUGCAAAUCGCCACCAAAGCUUCAACCCGUCACGAUGAAACGAUCGCUCGUAAAAGUGCCGUCGCAAUGCGACGACGAGCAGAGAGCUCGUGUCAUGCUGAUCGCUGCUUGGCACAGCCGAGUCUCGGAGAAGGUGACAACUUCUCCACAGAGGCUGCGUUCGACGGAGAUCUUAACUUUUGCUGCACAAGGGACCGAGGUUACGAACCCAUCGCGCUGUUCGAUGCUGGGUGAGCUCCUCUGCAGCAACUAGCGCGAGUGAUCGGAUCAGAUCAACCGUCUUCGCCGCAGGUAUUGGAUCAGGCUUCGUUGUUGCUGAGGGUGGAGUUUUAAAUUACGAGCGAUCUACAUGUACGUGGGUCAAUCGGUGUUAUCGAUUCUCGAGCUUUCGUGCGGUCACAAUAUACGUCGCCACGGUAGAGAGAAAAGAAGUUCGUUGCAAUGGUGCAUGCCCGAGCCGAACGUGCGCGCACCGUGGUGGCGACCACGGCGUGAGAACGAUACAGAUGAAAGUAUCCAUGGGAAUGGAGGAGAGUUUUCGAGACGAACGUCUACUACUUUAAGCAAUCGGCGUCAAUCCGCAACAAAACUUUUGGUGAUUUCGCGAGAUCCCAAACACGCCACUGGAGUUUUUAACUUGCACAAUUAUUGCUUGACGGAAUUUAGUUUUCGUACUUAAUGUUAUCCGGACAAUUUUGCUUUUUGAGAAUCAAAACAAUUAUUGUGUUCACUGACUGGUGCACAAG